AUGGGGUUGUCCAUCAUCGAGGAGCAGCACAAUGGUAUGGGCUCUACUCUCGCGCUUGCCCGUCGCGAGUUUAACCCCGACAUGGACGCCAUCUACCUCCUCAGCCCCGAACCGCACAUUGUCGAAUGUCUGCUUGCCGACUUUGAGGUACGGCGCUACCGGAGAGGCUUCCUCGUCUGGACAAACCUGCUGGACCCGGCGCUGCGAAGACGGAUCGAUGAGUUCCCGGGGGUGCGGCAACUGCGCGCGAGCUCGCGGACGCUUUUCGUGGACUUUUAUCCAAGAGAGACACAUCUCGUAACGUUUCGCGACCCGUGGAGCUUUCCCAUGCUUUUCCACCCGGGGUGCAACGCGCUCGUUCCCAAGCAUCUGCAGCUGCUUGCGCAAAGGAUUGCGGGAAUAUGCAUCACGUUAGGAGAGUAUCCAAAGGUAAGAUACUACCGGCCCAAGAAUGCUGUUCACGAAGCGUCUGUUUUGUGCACGCAUCUGGCGAGAUUCGUGCAGGAAGAACUAGACGGCUAUGCCCAGUGGGACUCCAAUUUCCCGCCUCCGUCAACCAGGCCACAGUCGACACUGCUGAUUACAGACCGAUCGAUGGACCUCAUGGCACCGCUGGUACACGAGUUCACGUAUCAAGCCAUGGCGCAUGAUUUGCUCCCCAUCAAGGACGGCGACAAGGUGACCUUUCACACGAUCAUAAACGAGGGGACGCCGGAUGCACAGGAAAAGGACAUGGAGUUGGCUGAAAAGGACAAGAUUUGGGUCGAGAACCGCCAUCGUCACAUGAAGGACACCAUCGACAAGCUCAUGGGCGACUUCCGCAAGUUCUUGGAUCAAAACCCUCACUUUACCAAAGAAAACACCGAUACGACGAGUCUCAGCGCCAUUCGAGACAUGAUGGCGGGGCUGCCCCAGUUUCAAGAGAUGAAGGAGGCGUAUUCUCUGCAUCUCACAAUGGCCCAGGAGUGUAUGAAUAUAUUCCAGCGCCAUAAACUGUCCGACACUGCGGUCACAGAGCAAACGCUUGCCACCGGGCUGGAUGAAGACUACAAGAAGCCGAAGAACGUUCUGGAUUCGGUGGUUCGAUUGCUGGAUGACGAUGCGGUAACUCCGGGAGAUCGACUGCGACUGGUUGCCAUGUAUGCGCUAUACCGUGACGGCAUGAUACUGGACGAUAUCAAGAAACUGCUCGCGCACUCCAAGCUGCCACCUCAAGAUGCCGAAACGAUUCUCAACCUCGAGCAUAUUGGCGGAAGACCCAUCAAGCAGCUGAAAGAGCAGCGGCAGCCGAUACCGCCUCUGUUCCCUGUUGAUACGAAGAAUGCGCAAAACGAGGAGGACUACUCCUUGACGCGCUUUGAACCUGUUCUGAAGCAGGUUUUAGACAACCUGACAAAGGGAACCCUGGACCAGACCGUCUUCCCGUACGUCAAGCCGCCGCUGGAUCCCAACGAAGACCUUAUGGCAGCUCAGGCAGGGUCCCUCCGUGCUGCCGGGCGGCCGAACUGGGCAGCAGCGGGACGACGACCGCCCGAGAACCGCCAGAGGCUGAUUGUCUUCAUGGCCGGCGGCGCUACCUACAGCGAGAGCAGAGCGUGCUACGAGAUUAGCAACGAGCGAAGCCGUGACGUUAUUCUGGCGACCUCCCACAUGCUCACUCCCCAGCUCUUCCUUCGGCAGAUUGGGGAUCUGAGCCGCGACAAACGACAGCUAGAUCUCCCCGUCGAGCGCAGGAGGCACGCACCCCAACAUCUCUUUGAGCGUCCAGCGCCGCCGCCCCCUCCGCCCCAGGCUCGACCACCACCACAGCAACAGCCAGUGGCUCCCGGAGUGCCUCGACCCGGCGUUGCUCCAAACCAACCAAUGUCUCGGCCAGGCGGCCUGCCUAGUCGACCGUCCCCGAGCGGUGCCGUUCCCACGCAAGCCAUGGCAAACAUGCACAUUAACGCGAACCCGAGCGGGCACAGGCCUACGACUUCGAACAGCUCAUACGACGACGGCAAGGCGCACAAGGAGAAGAAGAGGAGGAAUUUCCUGGGCCUGAAGAAGUAG
This is a messenger RNA of Trichoderma reesei QM6a, 2052 nucleotides long. It is a transcript of the gene sec1, whose product is annotated as syntaxin binding protein 1. Gene Ontology annotation, molecular function: syntaxin binding. The record is from RefSeq and is a predicted model, not a curated record. Gene Ontology annotation, cellular component: plasma membrane; secretory granule. The coding region runs from base 1 to 2052 and encodes 683 amino acids. Gene Ontology annotation, biological process: vesicle-mediated transport; intracellular protein transport. NCBI's taxonomy places the organism in Eukaryota, Fungi, Ascomycota, Sordariomycetes, Hypocreales, Hypocreaceae. The transcript is spliced from 4 exons.